AUGAUAACACUAGAGUCGGAAGAACCGAUAAUCCAACAAAUAAACCCACCCACCUCAAAGGCCAACCCAGAACCUACAACAAAACCCCAGUUCGGCAUGCCUCCAAAUGUUGGACAGACCAAAUAUUCACCACCCUUAGAAAGUAAAGCAACCCCAGAUUGGCAUUCUUACAGUGUUAUCUUUCAAAACAACUGCUUAGAUGCAUUUGUAGUUUCUAGCAGUUUUGUUAUGAUCCUCAAAACUUCUAGAACUUGGUUUAGCAAUUUCAUAUACUUUUUGGUAAAAACAAGAACACUUUCAAUAAAUCUUGACAGAUGUAUGGUAGAAGUUUUCACUAUUAUGAAUUUAAAUGGAUGGGAAGGCAUGCUAUUAAUAGGAAUCAAUGCUGCUAUAGGAGUUCGAGUAUCCAACGAGCUUGGAUCAGGAAAUGCAAGAGCGGCCAAGUAUUCCGUGAUAGUCAUUGUUUCUCAGUCCCUCUACAUAGAAAGUAAAGAUAUGCAAAACGCUGUUGCUCAUUUAGCCUAUCUUCUGGGCAUUACCAUGGUGCUUAACAGUGUCCAGCCAGUCAUAUCAGGUUCAAGUAUAAUUUUGUUGAUUAUAGGUGUCGCGGUUGGAGGAGGGUGGCAGGCCUUAGUUGCUUACGUAAACCUGUUUUCCUACUAUGUUAUUGGACUUCCUCUGGGAUUUUUCCUCGGCUAUAAGACUCCCUUAGGUGUGGAGGGUGUUGUGCUGCACUAUGCAUGGUAUUUGGAUAGGAAUGAUAAUCGGAACUAG
This is a messenger RNA of Spinacia oleracea (spinach), 774 nucleotides long. RefSeq names its product protein DETOXIFICATION 34. The record is from RefSeq and is a predicted model, not a curated record. The coding region runs from base 1 to 774 and encodes 257 amino acids. Lineage: Eukaryota; Viridiplantae; Streptophyta; Magnoliopsida; Caryophyllales; Amaranthaceae. The transcript has 7 exons.